Messenger RNA from Heteronotia binoei (common prickly gecko), 830 nucleotides. Its product is annotated as phospholipase B1, membrane-associated-like. Lineage: Eukaryota; Metazoa; Chordata; Lepidosauria; Squamata; Gekkonidae. Gene Ontology annotation, molecular function: A2-type glycerophospholipase activity; phosphatidylcholine lysophospholipase A1 activity; retinyl-palmitate esterase activity. Gene Ontology annotation, biological process: phospholipid metabolic process. The transcript has 10 exons. Gene Ontology annotation, cellular component: brush border membrane. Bases 93 to 830 code for a protein of 245 amino acids. The record is from RefSeq and is a predicted model, not a curated record.
UGCAUAGCCUGAAACCAGCUGACAUUCAAGUAAUAGCGGCCCUGGGGGAUUCCUUAACUGCUGGUAAUGCCAUUGGAUCCAAACCAAAUGACAUGUUGGACAGGAAUACGCAGUAUCGUGGGCUGGCAUGGAGCAUCGGAGGAGAUGCCUCAUUAAGUACUGUAACAACUUUAUCCAAUAUCCUUUCUGAGUUCAACACUAACCUCACUGGUUACUCAACUAGCACAGGUGGCCCAAGUGACCCAGUCUCCUUUCUCAACCGUGCAGUCCCAGGAGCACAGGCUGAGAACUUGUCAGACCAAACAAAGCAACUCAUGAAAAUAAUGAAAAAUGACUCGAGAAUCAACUUUGACACUGACUGGAAGAUCGUAACUAUUUUCAUUGGAAUCCAUGAUCUGUGCAACUAUUGCAAAGACAUUAAUCACUAUUCAGCAGCAAACUUUUCAAGCCGCAUUCAAAAAGCACUUGACAUUCUCCAUGCAGAGGUACCUAGAACUUUGGUUAAUCUUGUUGAAGUGAUGGACUUUCUUCCUUUGAGGCAACUGUUUCUGGAGAGCCAAUUACCAUGCUCCACAUACGUUGCAGAAGAAUACUGUAGCUGUAUUCUUCCUAUUCAAGAAGGUUCAUCUGAGCUAAUGAUGAUGAGCGAAGCUGUCAAAGCCUAUCAGAGCAGCAUACAAAAACUGGUGGAGACGGGCAGGUAUGACACCCAGGAUAAUUUUACAGUAGUACUUCAGCCUUUCCUCAGAACCAUCAGCUUGCCUCUUCAGGUAUGUCCUGGGUUUAAUGUGGAUUUUUACCUUGCACAGAUUCUUUGUACAUCUGCAUAA